UGGUUCUGGUUACCAUGAGCGACCGGGACAGCGGAGCCAAACGGUCGGAAUUAACCGGGAGCGGCGGCUGGGAAAUCGGAUUAAGACUCGGCUGGGCGGCUUGUCGGUGUCUGCAUGCUUUGAGUGGCCUCUUGCUGUGCCCAGGAACCCGGGGACAGCCCCUCGCUGGACCACAACUCGAGAGCGGCGGCCAGAUCCCGAGAUGGCUUUACCUACAAUCCCAUCCAGGUGGAGUAGCCGAAAUAGAGUGCUGGAACAGCAGAUUAUUCGUCAGCGGGAUCAGGAGGAACGCCUUCGUAGGCAGUGGGAGAUGCACCAUCAAUACUUCAAAAAACAAGACGUGCGAAGCAAUAAGCAGGCGCAAUGGAGUUCAAGACAGUCUUUCCAGAAAAGUAUGACAGCAUACCACCGAAAUCGCCAACAGCAGGAAAAGUUGUGUAACCUGGAACAACGACGGAAAAAACUGCAGCGCUUACUGCAAGAGGAGCAAGAUCUUCUUGAAGCAGAGCUUCGUGAACUAAAGGUGGACACGAGAUCUGUUAUCGAAGAUGCAAAGGAGAAGACUGAGGAACUGAAAUCAGCCAGUGAGGACCGAAGGAAAAAGGUGGCUGAGCAAUUGUUGUAUGAACACUGGAAAAAGAACAAUAUAGAACUGCGUAAGAUUGAGUCGGAAUUACACAAGAUGCAUGUGACAGGCAGCUGGUCUUCGCAGAUCACAGAAAAACAGCAGAAAGAAGAGGCAGAGAUGGAAGAGAAGAAAAGAUUAGAAAAUGAAUAUGAAAUUGCACGAAGGCAGGCCAUAGAACGAAUGAAGCAGGAAGAGGAGCGGAGAAGACAGGAAGACCUGAAGCAGGCGGAAAUUCUGCGACAACAAAUGGAGGAGCUGCGUUUGCGGGAGAUUGAGGCCAAGAAUCUCAAGGCAGAACAGGAAAAGCUAUUGAAACAACAAUGGGAGCUGGAGAAUCUGGAAGAGGAAAGGAAACAGUUAGAACAGCGACGAAAGAAGUCUGAGCUCGGCCGGAUACUGAAUCGUCAGUACAAGACGCAGAUGAGAAGACGCGCACAGCAAAUCCAAGAAGAAUUGGAGAUGGAUCGCCAAUUUCUUGCGUCCCUAAUUGAAAAAGAUGAGGCAGACCAACAAUUGCAAUCAGCGAGGCGUGAACAGGCCGUAGCAGAUGCUGCCUGGAUGAAGAAAGUCAUUGAGGAGCAGCUUCAGUUGGAGAGAGAGCGUGAGGCAGAAUUGGACACUAUAUUUAGGGAGGAGGCCCAACGAAUGUGGCAGAAACGAGAAGAGGAGUGGGAAAGAGAGAGGCAAGCAAGAAUGCGUUUAAUGCAGGAGGUACUUGUAGGACGACAGCAGCAAGUCCUGGAGAGGCUUGACAUGAAUCGACGUGCUCAGGAGGAAUCGGUUCAGCGUCGCGGGGACCUGAUCCGGGAGCUAGAGGAACUGAAAGAAACGACAAAGCGUGAAAAGGCGGAAGAGGAGGAGCUGAAAACUGCCCGCAAGCAGGAACUUGCAGCACAGGUUGAAGAGCGGAGGAGGCAGGAGUUGGAAGAGUUACAACGCCAACAGGAGGAGGAAAAUGAUGAAAGGCUUGUAGAAAGACAACAAGAAGAAAUGCUUCAACAUGAGGCUAAGCUGAUGAGGCAGAGAGGAUAUGAGCCAAAGAUGUUCCACCGACCAAGAAUAGCCUGGACAUAGCUCAGAAGCUGAGACAUAUAAGACUGGCUUGUGAAAAUAGAGUCUUGCCUUGGAAUGGAUUGAGUAUCUGAACCAAAUCCUUGUUACUUGAUUCUAUCACUAUAACCAGAUAGAGCAAGUUUUCAUUCCCUUUAUGUGAUGGAUUUGGUUGUAGAUAAUUUGCACUUAGGAAAAGGAGAAGCUCAACUCGGAGAUUUAGACUGGAGUUCAUGUAAACCACAGAGCUGAUUAAAUCUCUAAGGAUCUCGCUCGCUCUAUGCAUUGCUGGCCUGUGAUUAGUACACAUUAAAUAUAAAUGGUUCACAGGACUUAGUGCUUGCUCGUUGCCAGGAGGAUAGUUUGUUCUGUAGUGGGUGUUUGAGUGAUUGGUACACAUAUUCAUGUUAUUCUGCUGUCUAGAAUCUAGAAAUAAUCCUCAAUCCCUUUAAUCUGCAUUCUGAUUCACUGUAUUCCAACAGUUUUGCAGCAAGUAAAUAAAUUUAUGUCCCACAUCACAAGUGAGAGUCAUCUGCUGAUAGAUCAUCUCAAGGACUUAAUAUGUUAAUCGCAAAAUUAAUUAAAGGAGUCUUAACCAGGGAGUCCCAGUCUUAAUUAAUACUCGCACCAGGGUGAAAUGAGAAGCCUACAAUUUUCGGACUUUGUCCAAUUCAUCCAGUAAAUAAGUGAAAAAGAAGGAUCACAGAAGAAUAAAGAACUCUGUAACUAUGUGUUUCAAGUACACUUCAUCCAAUGUUGACCAAGCAACACGAUUCAUCAUGUGGAACUAAGGCAUAAUUCAACAGGAAGCAAUGUGUGUGAAAAGUUGACCAGUGGGUAGAUAUGAAACUUUGAGUUCCGGCAGCUUAGAAAACAUUACCAGAUAGUAAAAUCUUCAACACAUAAAGCUCCCUGAUCCUUUUAUGUGUACUGCAGUUUGUUCAUGUUUGCAAGACCAGCCUAAUGUUGUUCAUUGUUUAUGGCUGCAAUAAGCCACUGAACACCAAAUUCAAAUGGCCAGUUAUGUAGGACCGAAAGAUUUCAUUACAUUGUCUUAAAUUUGAAAGUUUUUAAUUCUUGUUGAAAGUAUACACGAGCUUUACAUUAGCAGUCUGGGUAUGCUGGAGCACUGCUGACGUCAGUUUGAUAUCCCAAUGGCCUUCAGUUUCUCACUUACUUCCCAGAUUAGGAAUUAACGUUGCUAUACAGCAACAGUUUCAUUUUUGAGCUGGGUGAGCACAUUAGUUAUCAGGUGACGAGACUUUUGCUUUGUUUUAUGUGACCCUGAUUCUACUCCCUGCUGUUCCCUCACCUUUUUUAAUGUGGAAGGGAAGGGAAAAACAGUUGGAGAGAUUAAGGAAUGGGUUUGGAGGACUAGGAAAGGAGAUAAUCAGGGAUUGCAAGAGAUGGAAGAUUGACAUUAGUACUAUGAAAUAGGAGUGAAUUGGGAGGCUAGUUAAGUAUCGAGGAAGAAAGUGCAGAUUUGCGAGUCAACGUGGUUUAACAAAAUUUAACAUAGUUGGAGAUUUCAGAACAAGAAUAGUAAGCUUGUUGGUAGAUAUCUAAAUAUUGAUGCAAAAUAUAUUAAUAUUUCUAAUUUAAUGAUCUAGGGGACACAGCUGAUUCUAGAUAACAUUCCUGAACGUAAGGUUAGUGAUAAAUUGUUUUUGAUAUGAAUUUUAACCUUUUUUGUUUACUUAGUCAAGCUCUAAAUCUUCAAAAAGUAAGUGAGCACAUUUCAAUACAGAGCCAGUAUCUUCAUCUGGAAUUUCCUGCUAUGCUGUUUAAUCCCUCAAAUUAAAGACCAUCAAGCUGAAACUGUUUAACGUUAUUCACCCAGUCAAUAUCUAUACAUUGACUAUCACACAAACUAGUGCUGGGUGCACGUUUGUCUCGCUCUGAAUAUUUUAAAAAUGAUUUCUGACUUUCAGUAAGCAGCUUCUGACCACUUCUGUGGGUAAGAAGGUAGAAAUAUUACGCUAUCAACCCUCCGUUCCAGCACAAGGCUGCUCCAUUGUAUCACAUUGCUGAAUAAUUUGCCAGCUAAAACUGGGGAGGUAAACUGUUGACUGGAUAGGUCACGGUUGUAGGUUAACUGCUCACUUUUGUCAUGGGAAUACAUCCCAAAGGCCCGGAGUGAAACAGGGAUCAAAAGUGCAGACGUUAGUUGAAUUUUAAUGUUGCCCAUUAACAGCUCCACUUUAUUACUGAAAAGAGACAAGUUACUGAAACUGUGUGUCUUGAUCUUAUCAGGACAAUGCCAAACAUUCAAAUGAUCACAACAAUUUAUACUAUAGAAGAACGACUGCUUGGCAAAUUGAUUCUGAUUGACUGAAGUGUUGUGAAGCAUCAAUUUAGAUUAAAUUAGCUGCUUUGCAGUUGGAAAUAGGAUAGAUUUCAUUUGGCAUGAAUCCUUUCAACAUGGAAAGGGCAUUUGCGUCAUGCCUUUGGAAACAUCUUGGAAUCUUGCUUCAGUACACUUUCACAGGCAAAAUGCAACAUUAGAAAAAGAUUUUAAAUCUUUUGCUGAGUCAGAAUUUAAAAUAAACCAGAACUGAAGCAGAAAUUAAACAAAUCCUUCAGAAAAUAUUGAGCAACUUGAGGCUUUGAGGUCUUAGCUCUUUGUAAAUAGCAAUGCAAGUCUUAAGUGUUAUUUGGGUCUUGUUACAAAAAUAUUCCCAUCGCUCAGUCUAUCCACUUGGUGUUGAUGGAACUAGUGUGUGAGAAAGGUGACUUCACUUAAUUAGGAACAGUGACUGUUCCUAGCCGUUUAUUUAAUACAACACUCAGGAGUACCAUUUAAAUUUCAGACUGUUAAAACCUUUAAAAGCGCUUCUAGUAUAACCAUUCAACUGAUUAAUUGCCAAUUCACUUGUACUCUUGAUGGCUCUGAAAUCCAGCCCGGGAAGCCAACAAGUGUCUCUUUACUUGCUUUGACUGAAUUAUUGAUGUUUGUAAUAUAGCAUUUAAGUUUAUUAAAAGCUUCCAGCUCGUUUUCUACGCUUUGUACUUGCAACAUUUCAUUUUAGGGGCAAUGAUCAUGAAACAGAAAAACAAUUACAAUUUGAAGCUGUGAAUGUUAUUUAUAUUUUAAUUAGUUAUCGUUUUAUGAAUAAAAGCUCUUGUGUAAAA
Messenger RNA from Rhincodon typus (whale shark), 4810 nucleotides. Its product is annotated as trichoplein, keratin filament binding. The transcript has 13 exons. The record is from RefSeq and is a predicted model, not a curated record. NCBI's taxonomy places the organism in Eukaryota, Metazoa, Chordata, Chondrichthyes, Orectolobiformes, Rhincodontidae. Bases 203 to 1702 code for a protein of 499 amino acids. Gene Ontology annotation, cellular component: keratin filament. Gene Ontology annotation, biological process: apoptotic process.